CCAUGUUGUGUAACAGCUGUGAUUAAAAAAAAACUAUGAUGAUUUGAGAAGUGAAGCUUUUUAAGUUCAGCUACAUGCUAGAGGGAGUGGACUGAUCUCUGCUUUUUUUGGAUUUAUAAGGAGGUUCCUCAAAAACUGCAGUCUUCUUUUCUUUACCACCUAGGACUAACUAAGCGGUGAGCAUUGAAGGAGAGUAAAAUGAUGUUUUCUUGGUCUUGCUUUCUGCUGUGUGGCCUAUCUUUCUUCAGCAACACAGCAGCUGCAGCUAGCUUAGAUACUAGACAUGUGGUGCCCAUAGAAAGCAACACUCUGACCAGAGAGCUCAACGUCCCUGAGCUAGAAGAGUAUGACUACGCUGAACCUGAAGACUAUGAAGAUGAAGAAGACAACUAUAGCUUUCCAGAAGACAUGUUAGUGACCAAGAAACAAUUUGCAGCUCCCAAGAACUCUGAAUCCAUGCGUAAAAGAUUUAGGGGCAAAUCUCGGGUCCAGCGCCUGGCCUUGGUCAACACUGACUUCGCCUUCAAUUUCUACAGGAGCUUGUUGAGGUCCCAGUCAGGCUCCAAGAAUGUGGUCUUCUCUCCAUUCGGCCUCUCCACCAUGAUGGCCAUGGUUAUGGUAGGGGCUACAAACAAGACCCAGGAGCAGAUCUCCCGGGUUCUGGGCUUUGAUCAUUUUACCAACACCAAACCAGGGGUGACUGGCAGCGAGGUCCUUCAUGACAUCUUCCACAAGCUCAUCCACAGACUCUUCAAGCACCACUUUGGAUACAGACUCAAAGAUUUCUCUGGCAUCUAUGUCAAGGAUGGGCUGAAGGUCAGGAAAACCUUUAAGGAGUGGUUGAUACAUUACUACGGGGCACACGCACAGUCUGUGGACUUUCUGGACCCACAAACAGUCACCAAGUUCAACCAGCUCAUUUCAAAGGCCACAAAGGGGAAGCUUCAGGAUGUGGUGGAGGACAUUGACCCCCGGACGGUGAUGCUCAUCUACCAGGCACUCCACUUCAAAGGCUUGUGGGAGCAUAAAUUUAUUAAAAGCAAGACCGCUGUGCUCCAUUUCCACACCGGCAAGUCAGCAGUGGUGAAGGUGCCGAUGAUGUAUGUCAAAGCAACCAUGCUUGCCACCACGGAUCACAUCCACGAGUGCGACGUCAUCAGCCUUCCGUACAGUGCCAAUGCCAGUAUGCUGCUCAUAGUCCCCUAUAAAACCUUUGGCCUGAGGCACAUUGAGAGAGAACUCAGCUGGGAAAUGGUUGACAACUGGCUCAAGGACAUGACCAACAGGACAAGGGAGAUCUAUAUUCCAAAGUUCACUCUACAUGGCAACUAUGACUUGAUUGAAAUGUUCCAAGAUCUGGGUGUGACGGACCUCUUCCACAAUGAAGCAGAUUUGUCUGGUAUUUGUGAACAGGGAAACCUGUACGUCAGUUCGCUGAAGCAACACGUUGCGCUGAAGGUGGACGAGGAAGGUAGCGAAGUUGCUGCCAUCUCUCUUUCUGGGUUCAUGCCUCUCUCUUCACAGGCCAAAUUUAUGGCUGAUCGCCCAUUCCUGUUCCUCAUCUUCGAGCAUCACACCCAGUCGCUGCUUUUCAUGGGGCGAGUGAUGAACCCCUUAAACCAAUAGCGAGAAGGCAAUAGACAUGGGUCACAUAAAUUCCAGCAGACAUAUGUUACAUACAGUGCCUAAAGAAUUCCCAAAAUAAUCACCACACAGUUUAGUUAUUCACUUUACCUCGGCCAUUCUUAAUAUCCAUGUUACAAUAGAACAGAUUGCAGAGUCCAUGCAGCUGCAUUGCUGAAUCUUAUUCAUUUCCAGUUAUUAUCUGGUCAUUUUUUUACAGCAGAAUGCUGAGGUUAGAAACUCAGAAUGAGGAGAAACCAACCCUGCACCAUGGCACUUCUGUACAGGGCAAUGCUUGUGCUUAAUCAUACUCCCCGGUGCCCCUGAAUGCACUGCACAUGCACAUGCAUUUGAACAUUUUCAAAUACAGUUCAAACAUUUUCCCUUCACUUUGCAGAGUAGGAUAAUUUAUCUGGUCCUAUGCCUCUCCCAAGAGAACACACUGACUGUUUCAGUUGGGAGGUACUGGGAUACACAAGGUGUCGCAAUUGCAUGGAACGGGCUGAGUGGUCUUGAGGGUUGUUUCUCCAGUCUGCUAUUGUUCAUAUUUCUACUCGAUCAGUCUGUAGCAAGUUAUCCGAUCUUAGCUGGGAAGUCGUUAGGAUGCUACAAUUGGCCUCAGCGCUGCUUAGCUCGGGAGGGAGAAAUAAAUGACCAGGGUCCCUGCUUCUUAUUGUUAUCCAGCUGACCAGUGAGCAUGCGGAUAGCUGGUGAGGAAAGGGUCAAGCCUACCUGUGAUGCCUCCCAUGACCAAGUAGCCAGCUGAUGGUCACGGCGUGCUCACAGAUGAAGAAUGUCUGCUCGGGUGACUAAAUGGGCUACCAGCAGUCAUGCAACCAUGCCCCUGCAAGUUAAAACUCAUAUUUUACCUAAUAUCUGGAUAAACCUUUGGAGUAAUUAAGUAACAGUUAAACUGGGAAGUAACUUUGUUUUGGGCAGGGUAUGUGACGUAUUGAAGUAUAUUCCUUCUAUGUUGUGCUCUUUACAAAGAGUUGUCGAUACAGUAGUUUUAAUUUUUGGACUUUCUCAUUAGUAGAUAUGCAUUUCAAAUAAUCCUCAAUGAUAUUUGACCAUCUUAUGAAGAUGAUUGUUGUUGCAUUGUGGUUAGGGCACUAGACUGGCAAUUCACAGCUCAUAAAAUCAGAUCCCAAAAAAACUAAUUAUGAAUUUGAAUUGAAUUCAAUAAACGUUCAGAUUUGUGAGUUAGCACCAGGAAAAUAGUCAUGAAAGCUGUUGAUGAGCCAAAAACCCAACCGGUUCACUAAUAUCCUUCAGGGAAUAGAACCUGCCACCCUACAUUUCAGGUCCCUACCAUCCCGCACAAAGUGGUUGACUCUUAAUGCCCUCUAAAAGGCCUGGCAUGCCAAAUUGUGAUUCAAGCCAUCUUUGCAGGGCAGACAGAGAGAGAAGACCUCGUCUGCAUCAUCCACAUCUCUGAUAAUCAUCUGGACUUUGCAAAUAUUUGUUACACUUUUUUAAAGACAAAAUAUCUUUCCAGGAGAGACUGGCAUCACCCACAAACCCUGUGCUCUGCAGCUGUGAUUAUAAAACCUUUCCAGAAAGGCACUGCUUGAAAUAAAAGCACACUCGUCCAAGAUUAUAGCUGAGAAAUAUACAUACUACAGCAGAGGUGAAUAAAUUUCAGGUUGAUUGGCCAACGUAACUGCUCAAGUUGGUGUCUUAGGUACAUUCAGUAUACUGUUUAUUUUUGGACAAGUAGCAUGAUUGUUCAGUUUACUUCCUUGUUCAUGCAGCCAGUUAUGGUUGAGGUUGUUUUUGCAUUGCUUGUUAAAUACUUAUCUUAAACUUACUUUCAUGUAUGUUUUGUGUGAGUUUUAAAAUGUUUUUAAAAAGUUGCAGCAAUAACAAUGAUGAUAUCUGCCAGCCCUGAUUUUGUUAUACAAAGAGGCACUGAAACCCUUAGUCUCCAGUUCUGAAGAUUCUGCGAUGAGAAUCAAUGGCUCUUUUUAAAUUAAACCAAUUGCAUCAGUUUCUUUGUCAACUUGCAUUUAAUCUGAUCAAUAAAUAUGAUAAAGAGAAA
Messenger RNA from Carcharodon carcharias (great white shark), 3664 nucleotides. RefSeq names its product heparin cofactor 2-like. Lineage: Eukaryota; Metazoa; Chordata; Chondrichthyes; Lamniformes; Lamnidae. The record is from RefSeq and is a predicted model, not a curated record. Gene Ontology annotation, molecular function: serine-type endopeptidase inhibitor activity. The transcript has 4 exons. The coding region runs from base 199 to 1626 and encodes 475 amino acids. Gene Ontology annotation, biological process: negative regulation of endopeptidase activity.